AUGGCCAUUAUUUCAGGAUUAUUCUUGUAUGCUACGACUCUUCUCGUGUUAGGAUUAGCUUUUCUGUCCAGUGCAGCGAAAGUCCACUGUGAUAUUGGUGUUGGUGGCCGUCGUGACCUUGCUGAAGCCACUAAAGCAUCUGGUAUUAAGGUUUUUGAUAUCACAAAAUAUGGUGCUAAGGGAGAUGAUAAGACUGACUGCACAAUGGCAUUCAUGAAGGCCUGGAAUGAGGCAUGCAGAACCGAUACUGGUCCCGCAAAAAUUCUUGUGCCCAAAGGGACUUUUAUGACUGCACCCGUCAUAUUUCAAGGGCCCUGCAAAAGCAACGAGCCUAUAAUUUUUGAAGUUCAAGGGACUGUAAAAGCAACAAAUGAUUUGAGUCAAUAUUCUGAGGAUACUUGGUUCUUAUUUGAAAAAAUUAUUGGUGUGGUUCUCAUCGGUGGAGGAAUCUUUGAUGGACAAGGUCCUUCUGUUUGGAAGUAUAAUGACUGUAAGAAAAAUAAAGAUUGUACCAAACUUCCUAGUUCAAUCAAGUUCCAACGUGUAACCAAUGCAGUUGUUUCCGAUAUCACUUCCGUCAAUAGCAAAUUUUUCCACUACCAUGUCACAGACUGCACUAACUUUACAGCCAACAAUCUCAAGAUAGUCGCUCCUGAUGAUAGCCCUAACACCGACGGGAUGCAUAUUAGCGACACUAAUGGUGUCAAAGUAACCAAAAGCACCAUUGGAACCGGUGAUGAUUGCAUUUCCAUUGGACAAGGAGUCACUAAUGCUACCAUCUCCGAAGUCUUUUGUGGCCCAGGACACGGCCUUAGUAUUGGUAGCCUUGGCAAGUAUGAAGAUGAAGCAGAUGUUAAAGGAAUUAUGGUGAUUAAUUGUACACUAUUUAACACAACAAAUGGUGUGAGGAUCAAAACUUGGGCUGCCUCUCCCCCAAGCGCAGCUUCAAACAUUACUUUCCAAGAUAUUAUUAUGAAAUCUGUCAAGAAUCCUAUCAUCAUUGAUCAGAAGUAUGGUUCCCGCAGCAGUACGGAGCCAUCGCGUGUGAAGAUUUCUGACGUUCAUUACAAGAACAUUAGGGGAACCUCCACCUCAAAAGUUGCAGUCAAUUUUUUAUGCAGCUCAUCUGUCCCUUGCGAAGGAAUUGAAUUGACUAAUAUUGAUUUGAGCUACGUAGGCACUAAAGAUCCUGAAUCACCCAUAUCAGCUUCAUGUACGAAUGCUAAAGUGAAGACUAGGGGUGCACAUCCACCAGGCUGUGAAGAACUUUAG
Hevea brasiliensis (rubber tree) is the source of this 1272-nucleotide messenger RNA. RefSeq names its product exopolygalacturonase-like. The record is from RefSeq and is a predicted model, not a curated record. Gene Ontology annotation, molecular function: polygalacturonase activity. The coding region runs from base 1 to 1272 and encodes 423 amino acids. NCBI's taxonomy places the organism in Eukaryota, Viridiplantae, Streptophyta, Magnoliopsida, Malpighiales, Euphorbiaceae. The transcript has 5 exons. Gene Ontology annotation, biological process: carbohydrate metabolic process.